CUACACCAAGCCGCCGUGGGGGAUCGGCGCAACGCUCCACGAAGACAGUGGGGAGACCAAGGGGCCCUUCGUGGGGAAGCACUUCGUUCCCUUGCCUCCGAAGGUCAAGCCCGUGGACCACUUCGACGUGAUAGCGAUGUACGACGCCGUGAAGGCACAGGAGGAGCGGGAGGA
Prorocentrum cordatum is the source of this 174-nucleotide messenger RNA. The record is from the annotation of a GenBank genome assembly. Lineage: Eukaryota; Dinophyceae; Prorocentrales; Prorocentraceae.